Galendromus occidentalis (western predatory mite) is the source of this 699-nucleotide messenger RNA. RefSeq lists its product as uncharacterized. The record is from RefSeq and is a predicted model, not a curated record. NCBI's taxonomy places the organism in Eukaryota, Metazoa, Arthropoda, Arachnida, Mesostigmata, Phytoseiidae. The transcript is spliced from 3 exons. Bases 1 to 699 code for a protein of 232 amino acids.
AUGCACGCCCCGGAUUCAGUCGGAAUCGAUGUCCGCGAGAGAUUAGAUUGCCUUGGUAGAUCUGCGGUUCAGAAGACCUACGCGAAGUCGACCGCGUUGGUUGCCGCAGCUGUCAGCGAGAUGACCACCAAAGGCGACCCCUUUUUACUGUACGACUCUGGGGAAGGGGACUGCGAAAGGAUGAUAAACUUCGCCACCCUCGAUAAUCUCGAGCUACUGAAGACAUGCGGCGAGUGGUUCUUGGACGGAACCUUCAAAGUUUGCCCCGUGAUUUCUCAUCAGAUGUACAGCGUUCUCGUGAAGAUUCCCGGCUCUCACAAAACUGUUCCCGUCGUGUAUUCCUUGAUGCCGGGGAAAACAUCGAGAACUUACAGACGAUCUCUGACAAUCCUGACCAGCGUCCUCGAUGACUUCCGGCCAGAGGUUACUCACGUGGACUUCGAGAUCGCAAUGGUCCGUGAGCUCGAAACCACCUUCCCAUCAGUCGGUGUCCUCGGUUGUAAUUUUCAUCUCAACCAGAGCCUUUGGCGCCACAUACAAGCAGACGCCACGCUCCGUGAUAAAUACCUGCGGGAAAAUGAUUUCUCUCUGGACGUCCGGAGAUACAUCCGUAUUCUGCAUCCCGACCACGAAGCCGACUUCCUCAUUGUGACAAACCCUGAAGCCUUCCCUCAUAGAUCUUUCGCACAAGAUUCCUGA